Molecule: messenger RNA, 1265 nt
Organism: Arabidopsis thaliana (thale cress)
Lineage: Eukaryota; Viridiplantae; Streptophyta; Magnoliopsida; Brassicales; Brassicaceae
Product: ran guanine nucleotide release factor, putative (Mog1/PsbP/DUF1795-like photosystem II reaction center PsbP family protein)
Exons: 8
Coding region: 234-842 (202 amino acids)
Source: RefSeq, marked reviewed
AUUCUUCUCAAUCGUGAAUUUGCAGAGUGCAGACAUUGUUGAUUGAAGAACGCUAAUCGUUUGUUUUUUUAAUUGUUUGCGUUAAGUUAAAGCUACUUGUUGGGACGUCAAAGCAACGCUUCUUUCGAUUCUGACUUUCAUAUAAAUACUAAACUCCAACUUUUUGAUUUCUCUGCUACUUUUGUUCUUCUCUUUUACUUCCCCAGAUACAUCAAUCGAUCAAUUUGCAAAACAUGUCUGUUGAGUUAUGUUCGGUGAGGCCUUUGUUUGGUGGCGCUAUUUCCACCGUCUUCCCUCAAAGAUUUCAGGAUGUGAGUAAUAUCCGACAAGUUCCAGAUCAUCAGGAAGUGUUUGUGGAUCCUUCAAGAGAUGAGAGUUUGAUUUUUGAGUUGUUGGAUUUCAAGGCUGAGGUUGGUGACAUUGGCAGUGCCUCUUGGUUCCUUAAUGAUCUUGCGAGUGAGCAAGAUGCUGAAGGAUUUCAGUUGAUUGAGCAAUCAGAGGUCAUUGAGGCGCCUGGACUGUCUUUCAGAAACAUCUCUGCUGUUGCGACAACUGCUAUUGGAGAGAUGGCUAUAUCCAAAGGAAGACAGGGAAGAGAAGCACAAAACCUAGUGAGAGUAUAUGUGGCAAAUAUUCGUCUUAAGGGAGUUGAUACAGAUGUCUUAGUGACUGCCUAUGAACCUAUCCUGAUAAAUCCUCUGAGCGAAAGCGCGGAUGCUGUGGGAUCUGGUUUAGCUGUCCCAGCUUCACAAUCUGGAAAAAUGCCAAUGUGUGAUAUCAUUAAACAAUCACUCUCUACAUUCAAAGUCAAUGACUGGAAUCUUUUCGGUUCCUCAGCUUGAGUCUAUGCGAAAUGAGAAGACGAUUCAAGCCCCUGCCAAUUUGGUGUAACCUAAGGCUGCAAGAAGUUUGCUUUGUUAAAGAUUUGUAGUUAUUCUUUUGGUCCUGUUAGGUUUAGUAGUUGGAACUUUCUCAACAUGAUCUUAUUUCCAUUAUGUAAAAUGCCAUUUGGCCUUUAUCUUAAUUGCAAGACUGCAAUCCACUGUUUCAUUUGUUCAAUAAGUGAAUGAGUCUUGCUAGUUGGUAGGCAACGUUCUCCACUUUCCCAUUUCCUGCCAUUGUAGGAAUCAAUGACUCCAUCUCCUGUUUCAUUUGCUUCCUGUAUUUUGCGUUGUAGGAGUCAAUGGCAUCAUCUUCUGUUACAUUUUAGUGAAUGCAGUUUAGGAGAUAAUAUAGAACAAGUGUGGCUGGAUCAUGAAGUUUUU